AUGGGCGUCAAGGCUGAGCGGGGCGGAAAUGGCCUGCCCCUAGCAAAGGAUGCGCCACAUUUCAUGCCUCUGCAUUUCGUUACGCUGCUUCCUUACAAAUUUAUUCAGAACGUACUAAACACGCAACGCAGCCGCCUCGACAAGUUCUGGACACCUGAACAAAUUGAGGAGCUCGAGGUCAACCAUCAGGACCUUGUCAAGACGUACGGUGGCAACGUCGCCGUCCGGGAGGUGAUCGACAAGCAUGACACGCACACGCUAUUAAAUGACGCAUGGCACUGUGUUCCCCGCUCAGAGCGGCUUCGCUCUUUUUAG
Messenger RNA from Peronospora matthiolae, 315 nucleotides. Lineage: Eukaryota; Oomycota; Peronosporomycetes; Peronosporales; Peronosporaceae. The record is from the annotation of a GenBank genome assembly.